Molecule: messenger RNA, 4181 nt
Organism: Homo sapiens (human)
Lineage: Eukaryota; Metazoa; Chordata; Mammalia; Primates; Hominidae
Gene: OLFML2B
Product: olfactomedin like 2B
Exons: 5
Coding region: 2166-3698 (510 amino acids)
Cellular component (GO): extracellular matrix; extracellular region
Molecular function (GO): identical protein binding; extracellular matrix binding
Source: RefSeq, a predicted model, not a curated record
UUUUUUUUUUUUUUUUUUUUUGAUAGGUUCCAGCUCUGCCACCAAGGCUGGAGUGCAGUGUUGUGAUCAUAGCUCACUGCAGCCUCAAAUUCCUGGGCUCAAGUGAUCCUCCUGCCUCAGCCUCCUGAUUAGCUAGGACUACAGGCACAUGCUACCAUGCCUGGUAAUAAAAUUUUUUUAUUUUUUGUAAAUACAGGGUCUUGUUAUGUAUUUUCUGUAAAUGCGGCUGGUCUGGAACUCCUGGCCACAAGCAAUCCUUCUGCGUCAGCCUCCCAAAUCACUGGGAUGACAGGCGUGGGCCACUGUACCUGGCCCUGGCAUGGUUAUUAGUAGCACCCUCUUUUACUCUAAAAAAUGCCCCAGUUUGGAAACAAAUUAUAUUCCAUCCCUCCUCAUUUAUAGGGGACUUUGUAAUUUACUACAUAUUUUCAUAACUAUACCAUGUGGCUGUCGUCACAGCUCUAGAAAAGCAGGCCAGACGGAGAUCAAUAGCCUCAUUUUACAGAUAAGGAAACAGAUCCAGCUAUGAGCAUGGUCUCCCUCUCUCAGUUGGGAAGUGGUGGCAGAGGGUCUCAAACCUCUGUUUCUUCCUACCCAGUUGUGUCCCUAGCACGAAGUUACCCAUGAAUGGAUUGCUGCCUAAUGUGAUUUGAGUGAUACCAAAAGACCUCCUUGCUUAAAAAUGCCUCCCCAUUUGGUGCCUGUUUCUUUUGGCUCCAAUUACUACUAAGUUAUGUUUAUGUACUAAUGGUUAAGUGCUACCAUUUAAUGUAUUGGGUUAUUUACUGAAUUGUUGUCCAAGAAAUAGGCAUUAAUUUGGGAGAUAAUCCAAAAGGAAGAGGAAACAGGUAAGUUUUGGUGGCAGGACUUGAAGAGUCCUAUUAGCAAGACACAUUAUUAGCAAGAUGGGUCUGGAUCAAGUGUUAUAAAAGGGGUCACUGGGCAGCCAGGGGAUGGCAGCAUUUAAGAGAGACUUUGCUCAUUUUAACUGGUUACCAGGGGUUGAUGGUAGAUGGCAGAGUUGUGGCACACUGGUGCCCAGGGAGUGGGUUCCAGUUGGGCCAUUGAGGGAUCCCCUCGGCUUCGGGGAGUCGUUCUGAGUGUGGAUUGAGCAGGGCCUGGGACAGCUAGAGUCCCUGAGCUGGUCUGUCUGUAUGCUGUGACAUGAAGAACUUUUGGGAAGCAUUGCUGUGCAGGACUGUGUUGCCUGGGCCAUUAAGAAUUGAGAUAAGAGAGGCAGGAAGUCUGGGUGUGUGGGCUUGAAACUCUUGGGUAGGGCAGUUCAUCAAAGGGUGCCAGGCAGGCAGCAGCUGGGUUUGGGGAUCUUGGGCACACAUGUUCCAAAGGCAGGACUGCAGGCAGAUUGGGGCUUUUGAGGUAACAAGCCCUGAGAAGAAUAUGGUGCCUCCACCCUCCCCAAUAUGUAACUCAAAAUAAAAAUUCCAAACCAUAAAAUAGAUAUAAGAAAGGCCAAUAAUUUUCUGGCUUUGCCCAUGAUGACUACUUUGGUGCUUUUUUGGAAAUAUCAUAUUUCUUCAGAAAUUAUUUUGAUUCUCAUUUUUGGGUGUCCCUGACAGGCUGGCUACUGAGCAAGUGUUUAGUCUGCUUGGUGGAUCAUCUCUGAGUGGGUAUGAGCUCAUAAACCAAGGAGCCAGAAGACAUUUGGGCUGGAAGGGAACUUGAAGGCUCCCACUCAUUACACCUGGGCUCAGUGUCUCUUAUUUCAGCCCACCUGGCAUCGGUGGCUCAGCUGCCCAGUGGAGCCAGGCGCCCCUUUCCUGCUCUGGCUUCCAGUUUCCCAGUCGGCUGAGCUUAAGAGUGCAUCUGUUGUCUUGAUGACACAUUAUGUGGUAUGUUCGGGAACCCAGCUCAGAUUUCCUGAGGGCAAACAGCAAACCAAAUAAAAAACACCAAACCCUUUUUCUCCUUGCUCAGCAAAGUCCCUUCCCCUCCUCCAGUCCCCAUUCAUCAGGCUGCUGAAGUUAGCACAAUCCUUCCCCACCAGGGUGGUGGGGCAGAAAGGGGAAGUGGUGCCGGAGGCCCCAAGGCAGGAUCUUGCCAUCCCUCUCUUUUGUGAACCCCAUGCCAAAAAGCGGGUGGAAGGGGCGCUGGGUUUAGUUGUUCAUUUUCAGGGUUCCUGUAGAUAAUGUCAGAGCUUUCUUGGAAUGUAUGAAGAGCGGUUUCUGCAGGAAGAAACCGUGUCCCAGCAGAUCAACUCCAUCGAACUUCUGCAGACGCGACCCCUGGCUCUGCCUGAGGUGGUGAAGUCACAGCGGCCCCUGCAGAGGCAGGUCCACCUGAGAGGCCGGCCGGCCUCCCAGCCCACUGUCAUCCGGGGCAUCACCUACUAUAAAGCCAAGGUCUCUGAAGAAGAGAAUGACAUUGAAGAGCAGCAAGAUGAGUUUUUCAGCGGUGACAAUGGAGUGGAUUUGCUGAUUGAAGAUCAGCUCCUGAGACACAACGGCCUGAUGACCAGUGUCACCCGGAGGCCUGCAGCCACCCGUCAGGGACACAGCACUGCUGUGACAAGCGACCUGAACGCUCGGACCGCACCCUGGUCCUCAGCACUGCCACAGCCCUCGACCUCAGAUCCCAGCAUCGCCAACCAUGCCUCAGUGGGACCAACACUCCAAACAACCUCGGUGUCUCCAGAUCCCACAAGGGAGUCAGUCCUGCAGCCUUCUCCUCAGGUACCAGCCACCACUGUGGCCCACACAGCCACCCAGCAACCAGCAGCCCCAGCUCCUCCGGCAGUGUCUCCCAGGGAGGCAUUGAUGGAAGCUAUGCACACAGUCCCAGUGCCUCCCACCACAGUCAGAACAGACUCGCUGGGGAAAGAUGCUCCUGCUGGGUGGGGAACAACCCCUGCCAGCCCCACGCUGAGCCCCGAAGAAGAAGAUGACAUCCGGAAUGUCAUAGGAAGGUGCAAGGACACUCUCUCCACAAUCACGGGGCCGACCACCCAGAACACAUAUGGGCGGAAUGAAGGGGCCUGGAUGAAGGACCCCCUGGCCAAGGAUGAGCGGAUUUACGUAACCAACUAUUACUACGGCAACACCCUGGUAGAGUUCCGGAACCUGGAGAACUUCAAACAAGGUCGCUGGAGCAAUUCCUACAAGCUCCCGUACAGCUGGAUCGGCACAGGCCACGUGGUAUACAAUGGCGCCUUCUACUACAAUCGCGCCUUCACCCGCAACAUCAUCAAGUACGACCUGAAGCAGCGCUACGUGGCUGCCUGGGCCAUGCUGCAUGACGUGGCCUACGAGGAGGCCACCCCCUGGCGAUGGCAGGGCCACUCAGACGUGGACUUUGCUGUGGACGAGAAUGGCCUAUGGCUCAUCUACCCGGCCCUGGACGAUGAGGGCUUCAGCCAGGAGGUCAUUGUCCUGAGCAAGCUCAAUGCCGCGGACCUGAGCACACAGAAGGAGACCACAUGGCGCACGGGGCUCCGGAGGAAUUUCUACGGCAACUGCUUCGUCAUCUGUGGGGUGCUGUAUGCCGUGGAUAGCUACAACCAGCGGAAUGCCAACAUCUCCUACGCUUUCGACACCCACACCAACACACAGAUCGUCCCCAGGCUGCUGUUCGAGAAUGAGUAUUCCUAUACGACCCAGAUAGACUACAACCCCAAGGACCGCCUGCUCUAUGCCUGGGACAAUGGCCACCAGGUCACUUACCAUGUCAUCUUUGCCUACUGACACCCUUGUCCCCACAAGCAGAAGCACAGAGGGGUCACUAGCACCUUGUGUGUAUGUGUGUGCGCGCACGUGUGUGUAGGUGGGUAUGUGUUGUUUAAAAAUAUAUAUUAUUUUGUAUAAUAUUGCAAAUGUAAAAUGACAAUUUGGGUCUAUUUUUUUAUAUGGAUUGUAGAUCAAUCCAUACGUGUAUGUGCUGGUCUCAUCCUCCCCAGUUUAUAUUUUUGUGCAAAUGAACUUCUCCUUUUGACCAGUAACCACCUUCCUUCAAGCCUUCAGCCCCUCCAGCUCCAAGUCUCAGAUCUCGACCAUUGAAAAGGUUUCUUCAUCUGGGUCUUGCAGGAGGCAGGCAACACCAGGAGCAGAAAUGAAAGAGGCAAGAAAGAAGUGCUAUGUGGCGAGAAAAAAAGUUUUAAUGUAUUGGAGAAGUUUUAAAAAACCCAGAAAAACGCUUUUUUUUUUUAAUAAAGAAGAAAUUUAAAAUCA